GAAUCGCAAACCGCCUGCUUCGAAUCGCAUGCCACUACGAUCGAAUGCGUGUAACCAUGGUAGAAUCGCGUUCCACUACGGUCGAAUCUUGUGCCACUACGAUCGAAUCGUGCUGCUACCAUUGGAUUUCUGAAAGGUAGAGCAUAGUAAACGUUAGUAGUUUGUUUACGUUUGAAGAGCUGCUUCUUUCUUCGCUGACGGCAAUUCAUUUGUAAAAUUCUAAUGAAAUGUAAUUUUUCACUGACUACUCGUAAAAUCCUUGUUAUCAACGAAUAUUUAUGGUUCCUUGUUGGCGAUGAAAAUUGGGAUAAGCCCACCUAUAUAUUAUAUCAACUUAGAUAGCUGCUCGAAAACUGCCAUACAAUGCAAACAGCUGACAGGCUGAAAUUUCAGCCAACCAACUUACAACGGAAAGGGCCCCAUUUGUAGAUUUUAUCCAUAAUCAAUGAAUAUCAGAAUAACCAUUAGUAUUUUAGAAACGAAUUGCUAUCGGCGAAGAAAGAAGCAGCUUUCAAACGUAAACAAAGAGUUAGUGUUAGGAUAGCUCGAACGAACUCGGCCUGCGAUUGUAAACGCGUGAAGUAGCAGGUCGUUAGCGGAAGAGAGGAACAGGAAACACGAUUAUCCGGGCGGAUUGGAUCGGUCUCUUGAUCGGUGAACGCCAUACAAGUCGGACGUGUUUUUAAACCUAGUGCUAAAAUAAAAUAAAGUUAAAGGUUCUAAAAAAGUCCUAAAGUCGUUUACCGGGAGCCGCAACAUUUUUAAAAACACUCUAACUACACGCGACAGUAUAUACAUACGCGUUAUUAGUGAAGUGAAAUCAACACCAAGCCAAGCAUCACGAUGAACACCGCACCACAGCACAGCAUCUCGGCAACGGAUGGCACGCGUGACGAAUCCGGUAAGGUAGGACAAAGCUCCACUACCACAAUCUCAGCGGUCACAGAAGUGCGCGAAGAACCGUGCGACGAAGCGAGUGGAAGUAUGCAGCAAGGCAAGGUGCGUGCCACGGUGGCGAGAAGCACAACCUCGUCAUCGAGUAAGGCAGAAACCAUGAGGAAGCUUAACCUCUACAAGCAAAAGGAGAUCGAUCUGCGACGCCAGUUGAUCGAACUCGAGCUAGAAUCAGUAAAGUUGCAACAAUCGAGGAUCGAGCAGGACAUGGAAGAGGAGAUAGAUGAAGAGGAAGAAGUCCAUUCUAUCACGGAUGCGGCCUACACAUCGACGCUGAUCGAUUACGCUGUACCGAGGAUGGACCAACGAGAGCAGCCGAAGGACGUUGACCUAGCGAAACUGAGUAGCACUCGAUACGCUACAAUGCUGAGUAAUGAGGAUACGAGUGCCGAUCGUCGCAGCAAAAACGACCUCAACGCAGCUACGAGUAAUGCACCGGUACCCGAGAAACCAGCGGAGCAGCAAGAUGCAGUACAGCCAGCAGAACCCGGCUGACCGGUCUGGUACAGCUGCCCGAUAUUCAACAAUAACAAUUCUAUGGAAUACAAUGGAUGGUCGGUCACUGGUUUGCUUAGAUGGAUUCAACCGAACCAGGCUGUUGUCCGGCGUGAUGGCGUGCCGUCCAAGAUUUGGCAAAAACAAUUCCAUGGAAUUCAAUGCCAUGGUAAACAAGUGUGAUCGUAUAAGUGACGAUCGCACACAUAGCACUGCAACGGGUGGGCUGGUGGCAACCUGAGCUAUCAGGAUCAGUCGCUUUUGGUGUAGCAAGCGGACAGCAUCGUCGCAGAACAAGCACGGAAGUGGUUUAGAAAGAUGGCAGGUUGGACAGUUGAGAACAAUUUGGAGUGUGCCCUGGAAGUGCGUAGUGGGAGCAAGGAAAAAGAUUACAAGGGGGAUUUUCUGGCCGGUUCUUGGCCGCUUAAACCAUUUUCGGAAGAGCUUCCUAUCCACGAGCGGAAAGCAGAGUGGGCGCGUUUUAAAGGACAAUAUGAGAGAAUAGUGAUGUGUAAAGGAAAAGUGAAUUCGGAAAUGAAGUUGAUAGCUUUGAAAGUAUUUGCUGGAAGCUAUCUGCUAAACAUUAUAGAAAUGCAGGAAAGACGAGUGAAAAGUGGUGAAGGGGACGUGUAUACAGAAACAGUGAAAGGGGUAGACGAUUUUUUCAACGGCAUAUGUGAUGAGGGAAAAGAAAGGAUGAAGCUGAGAGAAAUGAAAAUGGAAGCUGAUGAAACAUUUGGUGAUUGGGUGUUAAGAUUAGAAGCUCAAGUGAAAUUCUGUGGUCUGCCAGAAGAACAGAAAACUGAAGAGUUAGUGCAAGCUGUGCUGCGACGUUCGGUUCCCCAGAUUGCCGAAAAAUUGUUUGAAAUGGCAGAUUUAUUUGGGAAUGAAUUGGACAAAUUAGUAAAGCAUGGUAAACACCUUGAUUUCGUAAGAAUGGAAAAGAGAGAGAUAGAACAAAAGCUUGCCAAAAGCACGACAAAAGAAUUUACAGAUAGCGAUAAUUAUGUAGCGGCAGUGACUUCGUGGAGAAUGAAAAGGGAACAAUAUGAGCCGUACGAACAACAACAAAACAAGAGACUAUCGGGAAUGCAUCCAAACGGUUUUUGGAACACGUAUAAUAAGGUAGCAACGAAAUGCUCAAAGUGUGACAAAAUACAUGGCUUGGGGAAGUGUGGAGCAUCCAGAUCAAAAUGCUUCCGGUGCGGUGCCAUAGGACAUCUGGCAAUUUGUUGCAGAACCAGAUUGGGAUCAAAUCGAUUUCUAAAUGUGGUGAAGAAGCAGACCGAGGACAUUAAUCAGGUGGUAAUAGGAGACCCCGCUGCAGAACGUUUUCCGGCGAACGAGGAAGGCAUGCAGUAACCAACGAUCCAAGGUGCAUUAACUGCAUGAUCGGAAAUGUGCCUAUCAUUUUC
Messenger RNA from Anopheles merus, 2864 nucleotides. RefSeq lists its product as uncharacterized. The transcript is spliced from 3 exons. Bases 844 to 1449 code for a protein of 201 amino acids. Gene Ontology annotation, biological process: proteolysis. Lineage: Eukaryota; Metazoa; Arthropoda; Insecta; Diptera; Culicidae. The record is from RefSeq and is a predicted model, not a curated record. Gene Ontology annotation, molecular function: nucleic acid binding; zinc ion binding; aspartic-type endopeptidase activity.